Molecule: messenger RNA, 1000 nt
Organism: Ruditapes philippinarum (Manila clam)
Lineage: Eukaryota; Metazoa; Mollusca; Bivalvia; Venerida; Veneridae
Exons: 5
Source: RefSeq, a predicted model, not a curated record
CUUUCUAUGAAUAGUUUCAGGGUUUUAUUGGUUCCCUUGCUCGUGGUUCCCGUGCUGACUGAUUAUGAUUGUGUCUGUAACUACAACGUGGAGGAAAAUGUGCUCGGGACACCAGGUGUUAGUCAGCCUAUAGGCUACCUUUAUGAAUUUGACUGUAAACCACAAGCAGGUCCGGACAGCGGAGACUAUUAUCAGGUCAUGUACGAAAAACAGAUAGCAUAUAUUCAUAAGAAUGCCCAGGUGCAGUUACAGACAUGCCCAGGCGACAUUCCAGAUGAAGACAAAUUAACAACAAAAGCUGGACAGAUUACUACCACAUCUACGCCGUCUACCACACCUGUCCCUACUACAGUACAACCCAACACGGUAACAACAACAAUACCGACAACAAGCACCACUGCCACGCCCAAAUCAACAACCACGCCCAUUCUUAUGACAGAUACAACGCCUUCACCGUCAACGAGUCCGCGUGAAUCAACUACAACAACACUUGCAAACACGACACCAUCUUCAGGAAUCCCAGAAGGACACAUAGAAAUAUGCCCAAAAUAUGUCAAGGACAUAGAUGUAAACCGUUUCAAUGGAUUUCUCGGGCAAUACGGCGAGUUUUGUUACGAACUAGUCAAUCAAGCUACCCAGUACAGUAACGCUGAAAGACACUGUGCCAUUGUUUCAACAGGGCAUUUGGUACAAGUCCUAAAUCAGGACGAACAAGAUUAUCUAGUGAGAUUUUUGAAUAAGCACAACUAUGUUCAAAGUGUCUGGCUAGGUUUAACUGACAGCGGAAAUGCCAAUGAAGGCACGUGGAGAUGGAGCUCAGGAGCACCAUAUAAAUUCAACAAUUUCAAAGGCGAUUAUACACAACAUACAUCCACCGACCAUAAACUUAAUGAUUGUGUCAUCCUUAAACAAGGCGGGGAAUGGACAGAUGUAGCAUGUGGUGUGACAUUUUUUCUUGGAACUGGUUUUGGAGAAAAACACCCAUACAUAUGCCAAUACA